Truncatella angustata is the source of this 828-nucleotide messenger RNA. RefSeq lists its product as uncharacterized. The transcript has 2 exons. NCBI's taxonomy places the organism in Eukaryota, Fungi, Ascomycota, Sordariomycetes, Amphisphaeriales, Sporocadaceae. The record is from RefSeq and is a predicted model, not a curated record. Bases 1 to 828 code for a protein of 275 amino acids.
AUGACAAAGACAGCUAUCAUCAGCGGAGGAGCGAGAGGGAUUGGAAGGUGUCUUGUGCGUCGUUUCUGCGAGCUAGGUUACAAAGUUUACGUUCUCGACAUCGAUGAGGAGGAGCUAAAGCACACGGUCAAGAGCCACCUGAAGAAGUAUUCGGAUGCUGGCCAAUUGGCCGCAAGUAUCUGCGAUCUCAGCGAUGUGGCGGAUAUACGGAAGAAGGUCAACGAAGCUGCCAAUUUCUUGGGUGGACGGAUCCAUGUUCUGAUCAACAAUGGUGGAAUCGCCUCGCCGAAGUGGAAGGAUGGCAAGACCAUGGCCAGCAUGGAGACAUUGGAGCAGUGGCGAGCUUAUAUUGAUACCAAUCUUACUGCACCCUUUGCUGUCUCACAGGCUUGUCUGGAGUACAUGAAGCAGGAAGCAGGUGGCAAAGAGGCUCGCCACGACGACGACAGCGAGGCCGGUCCCUGCAUCAUUCAUAUCGGCAGCUUCCGCGCCCAACACAGCGAUGCCAACCAGGAAGGAUACGCGAGCAGCAAGGCUGGUCAACUAGGCUUGAUGCACAGCAUGGCUGUCAGUCUCCAGCAUUGGGGUAUUCGUGUCAACCUGAUCGCACCCGGUCGCAUCAAGGUUGCGCAUGAGAGUAAAGACGGCGACGAAAAGGGAAUGCAGUGGGCGGAGCAGAACGAUAAUGCGGAUGUGGAAGACCAUUUGACGAAUCGCGCUGGGAGGCCCAAGGAUAUAGCUGACGCGGCAGAGUUCCUGGUGAAUGCUGGAUUCAUCUCUGGCCAGGACAUCACGGUGGAUGGCGGUGCUAGCAAAAAGAAAGCUUGA